UCAAAAGUUAGUUUAAAGCGCAAGUCAUCCAAGUCAUCCAUUAUCUUAUAGCUGCGAGAUGGACGCUGUUCACAUGAACUGCGGGCGAGCCAGUCGUACGUCACGAAUCGUUCUCACCACAACAGAAAAUUAAUUAACUUCACGGCAAUUUUGCUUUGAACCUAAAGCGCGGCAAAUUUUUUCAAGUUAUGCAAUUUUUGGCGACAGUUGCAGGAAACCCGAGACAUAACUAACAGCUUUGCGAUCGAAUGUAUCACGUACACACAUUCUGAAAGCUUUUAUUGAAAAAUGAUCUUCGAUUGAAAAACGACCUUGGAAUAUCUGAUCGAAGUUAUCGUAUCGUCUGCCCUUUUCCAAUCAAGGGCAUUUUUUUAUUUAUAAGUUUUCGUAUAUCUCUAGUGACCGCAAACGGCCGGCAUAACGUCGAGUUACAUGAAAUAUACGCAGAACUUUUAACAGAAAACAUUGUAGCGGUCGAGAUGCAAGCUUAGCGGUCAUAAACGCAUUUUCUUUAUCAAUUUAACACAGUCUUUUUCAGGCGAGCCUGUGGCUUUUCCAUGCUGCGUCAUAUGAAUAAUAUAUGAUUUAACGGCUUCAGCAAAUGCAUAAAUAAUUAGUGUAAUACAUAAAAGGUAACAAAACGGGAUAUUUUAUCACACAUUAGACUGAAUAUUAUACAAACCUAGGCACUGGCGCUAUAGUUCCCCGACACGCUAGUGCAGUUUCGAAAGAUGAAGUUGCUGCCGAGAAUUAUCAUCAUGUUUGCAGCAGUUCGCUGUGGGGCCGUUAGAGCAGAAGAAAAUGCCACAGAUCCAUUCGAUGUCCUCACGAAAGGAUACAAUAAAAAGUUACGGCCAAAUUUUGAAGGUUCUGCAGUCAAAGUAAUUGCAAGUGCUUAUAUCGUGGCUGUUGACAACGUCAACGAUGUAAAGUCGGAUUUUACGGUGAAGAUGUAUUUCUCACAAUACUGGAACGACAGUCGGUUGGUAUUCGGUAAUAAGCUAAAAGGUCUCACGAACAAAGGCAGUCUGAGGGUCACUGGAGAGAUUACGAAAGAUUUAUGGACACCAGAUACUUACGUCGAGAACGAGGAGAACAUAGGAUCGCAUAAAAUUUUCUCAAGUGUGAAGAUUUCAAAAUAUGGAGAGAUUCAUAUGAGCCAGAGAUUAACGGUGAAGGCUAACUGCCCAACCAUGAACCUCAAGCUGUUUCCACAUGAUGUGCAGACUUGUGAUUUACUUCAGACGAGUUAUGCAUUUCCUAACACUGAACUAACGUACGACUGGAGAGAACAGGAUCCAGUUAUUGUUGGAGAGAGUUCAAUAGCCACACAAUACGUACUUGAGGAAACCAUCACAAGAACUGAAGAUAUAUUUUUCAAAUCGUCAAACGCUAGCUGGUCCUAUUUGAAGCUUGAAUUUAUACUCCGACGAAAAAUUGCGUAUUACAUUAUCCGAAUAUAUUUGCCUGCAAUCCUGGUCACUCUGACGUCGUGGAUUUCUUUUUGGGUCGAUCCGAAUGCUAUUCCAGCACGUCUCUCUCUGUGUGUGAUCACAGUACUAGCAAUGACCACCCUAUCCUACAGUUCACAGUCUAUGGUACCAAGUGUACCAUAUGUUAAAGCAGUGGACAUAUAUCUCAUCAUUUCCUUUUUCUUUGUGUUUGGAUCACUGAUGGAGUACGCCAUACUGCUUAACAUAAGACUACGAUGUAUUGCUAAAGGCAAUCGGGAACGCGCUGGAAAGGCUGAAGAGAUUCCUCUGACGAAAAAGGGCAAAAAUGGCGAGGAAGUUGAUGUUGAAAAUGGAAAGGAAAAUGGAUGCAAUGGUACUGAAAGUGGAAAAGAAUCUACCAGGAAACAUGGAAGAUUCUCCACUUGGACAUUGGAUACAUACAGUUCAGUCCUAUUUCCCGCAGCUUAUGUGGUUUUUCACAUAAUAUUUUAUUCAAUUAUAUUAGCUUGACUUUAAGAUCCUGCUGUGACACUCAGUUCUUGAGGGAAAUGAAAGAUGCCAUAUAUAACUUCAACUAAUGCAAAAACAUAUUACAAGAACUACAAAUGGUUUUGUGGUUACAAAACUACAAAUAGACUUGCCCUCAAAAAACAUAUAUCAUAUUUUUCUAUAUAUGCUCAUACAAAGUGGAUUUAAAGAUCUUGACUUUUAAGAGAAAAAUGUGUUCAGGAUAUGUUUUGGAGUUGAAGGUUCUUCUAAUAGAGCAAGGUGUAGCUCUGAUCGAAAGUUAUAAUACAUCAUUUAGAAAUUUAUAUUAUAUAUAAGAACAUUAAUUGAUAUCAACAAUUGACUAUUAACGUAUAGAGGGUGGCAAUUAGAAUAGUAUUUUUGCAAUUAGAAAAUAUAUUAGCAACAAAUCUUUGUAUAAACACUAUUUAGAAAAGUCUGGACGAAAUCAAUCACAGCUUGAUUUAAAUUAACUCGGGGAUAUUUAGUAUAAAUAUUUAAGAUUUUCAGUUUUUCUAAAUACAUAAAUAUUAGAUAGUUAAAAUGUAAAUAAAGCUAGAUAAACCAGCAGAAUACCACUUACCUAACACAUAGAAUUGGAAACUGUGAACCCCAUGUUCUAUUUUCACAAAUAAUCUGUCUGAGAUCUCAAGUCUCAACUUGGCC
This is a messenger RNA of Dendronephthya gigantea, 2627 nucleotides long. Its product is annotated as glycine receptor subunit alpha-3-like. Gene Ontology annotation, molecular function: chloride channel activity; extracellular ligand-gated monoatomic ion channel activity; neurotransmitter receptor activity. The transcript is spliced from 9 exons. The record is from RefSeq and is a predicted model, not a curated record. Lineage: Eukaryota; Metazoa; Cnidaria; Anthozoa; Malacalcyonacea; Nephtheidae. The coding region runs from base 732 to 1964 and encodes 410 amino acids. Gene Ontology annotation, cellular component: synapse; neuron projection; membrane. Gene Ontology annotation, biological process: regulation of membrane potential; chemical synaptic transmission; nervous system process.